GGAGUCUCGCUUUCGCUCUGUGGCCCAGGCUGGAGUGCAAUGGCGCGAUCUCGGCUCACUGCAACCUCUGCCUCCCGGGUUCAAGCGAUUCUCCUGCCUCAGCCUCCACAGUAGUUGGGAUUACAGGAUCACGUGAUAAGGCACUAGCAGAUGUGGUUGGAAUCCUUGCUGUGCUGAAUCCUGGCUGUGUGACCCCAAGCUCCAGAUGGACCCUGGGAAGGACAAAGAGGGGGUGCCCCAGCCCUCAGGGCCGCCAGCAAGGAAGAAAUUUGUGAUACCCCUCGACGAGGAUGAGGUCCCUCCUGGAGUGGCCAAGCCCUUAUUCCGAUCUACACAGAGCCUUCCCACUGUGGACACCUCGGCCCAGGCGGCCCCUCAGACCUACGCCGAAUAUGCCAUCUCACAGCCUCUGGAAGGGGCUGGGGCCACGUGCCCCACAGGGUCAGAGCCCCUGGCAGGAGAGACGCCCAACCAGGCCCUGAAACCCGGGGCAAAAUCCAACAGCAUCAUUGUGAGCCCUCGGCAGAGGGGCAAUCCCGUACUGAAGUUCGUGCGCAAUGUGCCCUGGGAAUUUGGCGACGUAAUUCCCGACUAUGUGCUGGGCCAGAGCACCUGUGCCCUGUUCCUCAGCCUCCGCUACCACAACCUGCACCCAGACUACAUCCAUGGGCGGCUGCAGAGCCUGGGGAAGAACUUCGCCUUGCGGGUCCUGCUUGUCCAGGUGGAUGUGAAAGAUCCCCAGCAGGCCCUCAAGGAGCUGGCUAAGAUGUGUAUCCUGGCCGACUGCACAUUGAUCCUCGCCUGGAGCCCCGAGGAAGCUGGGCGGUACCUGGAGACCUACAAGGCCUAUGAGCAGAAACCAGCGGACCUCCUGAUGGAGAAGCUAGAGCAGGACUUCGUCUCCCGGGUGACUGAAUGUCUGACCACCGUGAAGUCAGUCAACAAAACGGACAGUCAGACCCUCCUGACCACAUUUGGAUCUCUGGAACAGCUCAUCGCCGCAUCAAGAGAAGAUCUGGCCUUAUGCCCAGGCCUGGGCCCUCAGAAAGCCCGGAGGCUGUUUGAUGUCCUGCACGAGCCCUUCUUGAAAGUACCCUGAUGACCCCAGCUGCCAAGGAAACCCCCAGUGUAAUAAUAAAUCGUCCUCCCAGGCCAGGCUCCUGCUGGCUGCGCUGGUGCAGUCUCUGGGGAGGGAUUCUGGGGGUGUCACCUUCUGGUGGCCCAGGUGGGCACCUUCAGCUUUCUUUAGUUCCUCAGUUUCCCGGGGGCAGACUACACAGGCUGCUGCUGCUGCUGCUUCCGCUUCUUGUCCCGGCCUGUGGGAGCCUCCUCCCCAGACUCUGAAUUCAGUGGCGGCCCUGGCAUCUCCUCUUGGGGCACUGUCUCUGGCAUCCGGCUUUCCUGACUCUGCUUCUUCCUCUUCUUGGUGGAUCCCGGAGUUGCCCUGGCUUCAGGCUGUCCCUCCCCUGGCAGUUCAGGCUCUAGUGGCUGAAUUGGCUCAGUCACUGUGUGACCUCUCUCUUUCUUCUUCUUCUUCUUCUUGGUGGAUGUGGGAGCUGCCUGAGGCUCAAGGUCAUCCGGCAGCUCAGGCCCCACCACCUCUGUCUCUGGCUCCACUGUGGCAUCUUGCUGUUUUUCUUUCUUCGUCUUCUUUUUGGGAGCUGCCAGAGCUGCCUGGGCCUGAGGCUUCGCUCCUUCUGGCUGUUGAGGCGCCAUGGUCCCCCCUGGGGACUCCAGAGGCUUCAUCUCCGGCUCCACUGGCUCCAUCGCCUCCGUCCCUGGCUCCAUCAUUGCCAUCUGUCCCUUUUCUUUUUUCCUCUUCUUCGUAGGGGGCAGAGGGAUGGCUUCCUCCAGUGGCUCCACCUUCACCUGUGGCUGAGACUCAACUGUCACCCCCUCCUCUGGCUCCAUCCCUUCCGUCCCCUUUUGCCUCUUUCUCUUUUUGGUCGGGGACAGGACUGUGUCUUCUAGAGGCUCAGUGUUAAUCUGUUCCUGCUUCACUGUCUUGUCUUCUGGCUCGAAGGUUUCUUUCCCUUUGGGCUUCUUCCUCUUCUUGGUGGUGGACGGGAACAGCACUCCCAGAGGCUCCAGUGUCUCCACUGUGGGCUCUGUCCCCACAGGCCCUGCUGCCUCUGGUUCUUUCAGCUGCUGAUUUUUUUUCUUCUUCUUCUUCCGCACAUCCAUUUCUGGCGACCCCAAAGCCAUGUCCACCUCCAGGGCCCCGUGCCCAUUCACUGCCUCCUGAGUGACUGGGGCCUCUGUCACCUGCAUCUCCUUUUUCUUCUUCCCUGAGGUGAGCAGGUUGGGGGCCAAGGCUGACCUAGGCCCUGUGACUGGUGGGUUGCCCCCAAAGGCACAGAACCGAGGCCUCAGGCCAGGAGGGAUCUGUGGUGGGGGACUUGCUGGGAUGGGCUGCAGAGGGCUCCCUGACAGGGAUUGCUGGGGACCCUCAAGGAUCCUUAGGGUGCCCUGGGGGGCUGAGGCACAGGUGAGUCCACCUCCUGCCUCCGUUGAGGGGGCCAGCAGGGUCGCUUCUCCAGCUUGGGGACAGCUGCUGAGGACUCGAUAGCGGUGCCGCUUGCCUGCCAAUUUGCCCUUGACGAUCUGGGAGCCAGAGAGAGGCACAUGCCGCCCAUUGAAGCUACAGAGAGAAACAGGGAGGGCAGAGGCUUAAGUGGAACAGGAGAGGGAAGGUUUUUUGAUUUUUUUUUUGUUUUUUUUUGAGAGAGUCUUGCUCUGUUGCCUAGGCUGGAGUGCAGUGGCAUGAUCUCGGCUCACUGCAAUGUCCACCUCCUGGGUUCAAGCGAUUCUCCUGCCUCAGCCUCUCAAGUAGCUGGGAUUACAGGCACCUGCCACCACGCCCAGCCAAUUUUUGUAUUUUUAGUAGAGACAAUUUCACUAUGUUGGCCAGGCUGGUCUUGAACUCCUGACCUCAAGUGAUCUGCUCGCCUCGGCCUCCCAAAGGAUGGGAUUACAGGCACCAGCCACUGCGCCUGGCUGGCCUCUGGUUUUUAAUAAAACAUGACUAGAGUGACUCCAUCUUAAAGUGAGUAGCUAGGCACUUACAAGGUUCAUGCUUAUGGCCUGAAAAUAACCACAUCCCAGGCUGACCACCAAUUAUAAUUACAGAAUAUUUAUGGCCAUACAGAACAUGUUCCACCAAGCCUGCAGAAUGUCCAAAUGUCCUAAGAAUGCAGCCCCCAUUACUUAAAUAUAACAUAAAUGAGCAAGCUUAGGUUGCAGGAUUAAUGGUCGUGGAUAACACCAAUAGCCCCUACCUUUAGUGAGCUUAUCUGCACACUCCAAGUUUAACUAUAGUUCCUUAUAGUUUCUUAUAAGUAGAAAUACUAACAAAGGGCUGUGGGUUUCUCCCCCUGCUUUCUGAGGACACUCUACUCUGUAAAGGAGUAGUUUCCAAUAAACUUGUUUCUUUCACUGUG
Messenger RNA from Homo sapiens (human), 3440 nucleotides. RefSeq names its product ERCC excision repair 1, endonuclease non-catalytic subunit (gene ERCC1). The coding region runs from base 206 to 1099 and encodes 297 amino acids. Gene Ontology annotation, cellular component: cytoplasm; nucleus. The transcript has 11 exons. Gene Ontology annotation, molecular function: TFIID-class transcription factor complex binding; promoter-specific chromatin binding; damaged DNA binding. The record is from RefSeq and is marked reviewed. Gene Ontology annotation, biological process: DNA repair; positive regulation of t-circle formation; regulation of telomere maintenance. Lineage: Eukaryota; Metazoa; Chordata; Mammalia; Primates; Hominidae.